Messenger RNA from Rotaria socialis, 219 nucleotides. NCBI's taxonomy places the organism in Eukaryota, Metazoa, Rotifera, Eurotatoria, Philodinida, Philodinidae. The record is from the annotation of a GenBank genome assembly.
AUGAGUAGUGGUUGUGUUGAUCUACGAAAACGUUGGGACAAUCUCGUUGGUAAACCGGGCAAUGUAGCAGUUGAAAUCAUUCAACGAGAUGGUGAACGAAAUAUUGAAGUAGUCGAUGACGGUACACCAGAGGCCGAUGCGAAUAUCCGACAUGGUGUUGUACGUGUCAUUCUGGAUGAAAAUAAAAGGGUUAAAUAUCCACCAAUUCGGCAAAAUUGA